AUGGAUUCAUCAGUUCCAGAACCGAGACAGCCCGUCACAUCCGACGGAGACACUAUCGCUGCCGAGAACGACAGACGCGACCCGAGCAGAGUUCGAGAAUUGGCCAGACAGAAUGAUCCCAUUCUCAGCGCACUCAACGAGGAGAUCCAGAAUGGACGACCCAAGCAUGCUCCCUCAUCCACAUCAGUGCAGUUGAUGUCACCAGAGGAGAUAGAUGCCGAGAACGAGGCUUAUAUGGCAAAAUACACGGACCUCUGGAAGAAGCACGAAUCCACCCCUGCCGAGAGACAAACCAUGCAGAAUGCGUACGAAGCGGCGUUCGAUCGGUUUCCGACCAUCUACCGCACGCUCGGAUGGCAUGGUAACGAUGAUAUCCUGUUCGAUGCAAAAGUCCUCUCCCGCUAUCGUGACACCCUCCUGGAGGGGCUCUUCGCCAUCGAGCCGUACAGAAUGAACCGUAUAUUUGGUCCGCUGGACCGCUCGAAAGCAGCAUUCGAAUACUCGCGACUGCCUCGCCUGCUUUCAAUUCUUAUACGCAUAGAAGCUCGACGGAACGAUGCCCUCGAAUGCAGAGAUGGCGUAUGUGUUGACUGUCGCUACUUUGACGCCGACCAAACGCUCCGGGUAUUGAUCGAAGUCGGGCGGGCACUGCGACUUUCCAGACUCGACGGUCCGAAUGAAAUGACCCUCCAAGAACUCUUGGAUCGAUGCUAUGCUCGGCGUAUACUAUCGCAGCCUGCCGUCGACGAGCCCGAGAUCCUCUGGUACCAAUUUCAUCUUGUAUACGAUUGCCUGCCGGCGCCGGUCUACAAAAUCUUCGAAAUUAUCAAGUCUCAUCGCAGCGUGAUGACUGGCAUCGAGCCAGUCGAAGAGCUCCCUCUUGACGAAGCUUCCAGCCCAACUUUUGCAGCGGAAACUUUCACAGUCCAGUACCUGCAGGAUUUCGGGGGACUGAGUAUCGAAUGGACAGAUUGCCUGGAUGACCAUCUUAGAAUCUUCGCCGGGCGGAAUGCAAUCAGGAUUUUCGCUCAUCCUACUUCCUUCUACAAUGGCCGGGGUCUUCAGAAUAAGGAUUAUCACGAGCCUAUUUAUAUUGAACUGUCCCAAACUUACGCUCUAUUGUUCCGACCUUCGUCGAAUGGAGGCCUGAGGCAGAAGAUUGAAGUCAGCGAGCGAUUCCGUUCUCAGACAAAGUUACCUGGAACUCUCAAGAUCGAUAUGACAAGGCCCUCAGUCAAACGCAUAAUGGAGAAUUUUCAUCGCUGCUCUCUGCCAUCCGCGGUACAAGCGGCCUUUGACAUUGCUCAUCCACCCACAAGCAUCAAAGGUGUUAGCUCUUUUGACCAAAAUAAGAUCACUGUCACUCCCAUGCGAGAAAUGCACUCUCACGCCCCAUAUCAUCCAGAAGACAUCAGCAUGAUCACUUCUAUCUUCCAGCGCGAUGUCCGGCCCAACGAGGCUUUUUUGCACCACGAGUACUUCGGCCCUCGCUUGCGAAAACUCAAAACGUAUCUCGACACACAACAACCAAAACAAAUGAAGCAAUUGUGGGUUGAUCGGCGAGAUGCUAGAAUGUGGUGGACAUUCUGGGGUAGCGCAUUCUUCCUUUUUAUGUUUCUGGUGCUUUGCGCAAUAAGCGCGGCCUUCCAAGCAGCAAUAGCUCAACGGCAUGACUAG
Messenger RNA from Aspergillus fijiensis CBS 313.89, 1677 nucleotides. RefSeq lists its product as uncharacterized. Bases 1 to 1677 code for a protein of 558 amino acids. Lineage: Eukaryota; Fungi; Ascomycota; Eurotiomycetes; Eurotiales; Aspergillaceae. The record is from RefSeq and is a predicted model, not a curated record. The transcript has 5 exons.